AUGGGUCGGAGUUCGGGGGGAGAGGGAGGGGCGGGAGGAGGAGAAGGGGAGGCGGAUGGCGGUGGCAUCGAGGAUUGCUCGCCGGGGACCAUCGUGUGGGUACGGCGACGGAACGGCUCCUGGUGGCCUGGGAGGAUACUCGGGCAGGACGAGCUUCCGGCGUCGCAGGUGGUGUCGCCCAGGACAGGGACUCCGGUCAAGCUACUCGGGCGCGAGGAUGCAAGCAUAGACUGGUAUAACCUUGAGAAAUCAAAACGUGUUAAGGAAUUUAGGUGCGGGGAGUUUGAUGCUUGUAUUGAGAAAGCAAAGUCCUGUCAACCUGUAAAGAGAAGAGAAAAAUAUGCUCGUAGAGAAGAUGCUAUUCUUCAUGCUCUUGAAUUGGAGAGAAAGCAGCUUGUAUCGAAGUACCAGAAUCAAGGUUUCAGGGGGAGGGAGUUCGAUAAAUUUGCUUCAGAAUAUUACUCAAAAAAUAAUGUGCAGGAACCUCCGUUGCAUUUGCAAAGCUCAGCAACUCAACAGCGCGUAGAUCUCAGCACCACUCGUUACAAAAGCAAAAAGAGUAACAAAGGGAAAGGUAAUAACUCUGUUCUCCUUGGUGAAACAAAAGAGUGUGAGCAGAAGUUCAUUUAUGCUGGUUCAAAGAGAAACUUGUCAGGAUCUCUUGUUUUGGAGGCUCCAGGGAACACUCUCAGUAAUCACGUUAAUGGGUAUUCUCAUCUUGGACAUACGCAAGGAGGGCCAAGUAUAGAGAGCGGCGAGGAAAAUGCGGCCCUGAAAAGAAGAAGAUUGGAGGAAGGCCUUUUUGAAGAAUCUGUUGUAAAGAAGCAUGAUAGAUGCAGGCCACUUGCUCAAGUUAAACAGAAGACUCAUUCUUUUCUGUGCAAUGAUGAUUUUGGAACUGUUGGAGUUGAAGGAGGGAAGGAUCAUCUGCCUGCUAUCUGUCAGGACAAGAGAAGUGGCUCCACAUACCCCUCUAGUGAUUUUGGGGAUGCACAUAACCGUGACUCUCUUCUUGCUAAGCAAAUAAUUUUAACAGAAGCUCAUCGUGAGACUGAUAGUUACCCAAAGCAACAAGAUACCAUUCCCCAAGAGCAACCAUUUCCCAACUUUGUUGAGAAGCAUGAAUCUGAUUCCUCAGCGAGUGAAUGCUCAGAAACUGAGACAGAAGAUGAUGCUGAACUUUUGCAAAGGUAUGCUAAGAUACAAUCGCCUGAAGCAGAUGCAUGUGAUCCUAGUUCCCUCCACCCCCAGGCUUCUAAUAAGUUAAGGCAUGCAAAUGAUAUCGACGACGAUGUUGAGGUGGCCUUUUCUACUCAUAUUCCUCAACUAAAUGUCUUAGAAGACGAGGAUGGUUCUUCUGAGUUAGGUGUCUCCCAGUGGCAUAUGAAAGGUAAACGCAACCAGAGGAGUGCAUUGAAGAGACCAAUUGGUAAGGAAGAUGAAAAUUUGUCAUUAGACAACUCCAAUAGUUUCAUGAAAGGGUCGCUGAAAAUGGCCAAUGAAGUUGACUCUAAAAUGGAGAAUAUUGGUGCAUCCAGCCAUCAACCGUUCGGUCAAUUUCUUUUGGAGAACCAAGAUUUUGAUUAUGAUUCUGAUGAAACAGAUUUUGUUGACAAGGCUGCGAGUUAUCCGGAACUUGACACAUAUUAUGGUAAUGAUUACCCCUCAUCUUCGAGACCUACCAGAGAUAAUGGGCAAAGUUACACUUUCAAUGACUCAGAAAUUCCCUGCAAGGCUUCUCUGCUCAAUAAAAAUGACGAUCAAAUAUACUCUCUUGGUCGGAAGGCAUGCAGGGAAGGAUCUUCACAGUAUCAGCGAAAUAAUGGCUCACAUCUUGGUUCCAUCAGCCCGUUGUUCAAUGUUGAGUUGAAGGUACAGGCUAACUAUCAAGGCGAGCAUGUCCCAUUGGUUUCUCUAAUGAGCAGACUGAACGGCAAAGCUAUAGUUGGACACCCUAUCAUAGUCAAUCAAAUUGGAGACGGUUCAGCAGAUAGUCUUGUUUUUGGCAGUGAUCUUGUUCUGGAACAAAGUGCAGCAGUUGCACCUGCUUGGAGAACAGGCAGAAGGACUGCUAUGCCAAGAGUUCCACGUUCUAAUUCAUCACAAGCAACCUUGGAUAUGAAAGCUCCCUUUGAUAGGUUUCAUGCUCCUCCCAGUCAGCAGGGAGCCAGGCUUGCUAAGAAAAACAUCUCCAGUGUCCAGAGGCCAUUUCUACAGAAAUCUCAAAAGAAAUCCGGAACCAAGAAAGGAAGCUCACCAAGCAUAAAAAGUAGAGCCCCUUUGCCCGUUUCCAUUGGAAAAAAGAAUCGCAGAGAAGGUGGCCAAGGGAAGGCACAUAGACGCAGUGAUAUUCUGGGUGGUUUGUUAAAAUCAGAAGGAGCAAUUCCACUGGUCACAUGCGUCCCUGUAAAGGUUGUGUUCAGCAGGAUAAUGGAAGCAGUUGGUAGGCCAUCUCAAUCUCUUCCUCACCGUGUGAGAAAGGCUGGUCCUGCCAUAAGGGAUCCACCAUAGGUCAUGGCUAUGCUAGUACAUAUGGUUGGCAUAGUUUGACCUGGCUCAGGCUUGCAGCUAUUGUAUGUACAUUUUUCUGGUACUGAAGGAGCAAACUGUUCAUACAUCAAAACUGCUGAUCUCUUGACUGUUCGGUGGCUGGUGUAAAGAUGGAGAACUGCUAAUGUGUAGCAAUCCGAUGGAUGUCCCUUGCAGAGUCGAGCCAAUCACCUCCAUGAAGAGGCUUCUUCAAAGGGGGACAGCCAGAACGGUGGCCAGCAUUUGGAUUGGUGGUCAAAGUUCUAACUUCAGCAUUUUAUAUCCCGUGUCUAUAUAGUUAGUCAGUCUUCGUUGUUGCAUACAUAGCCAACAGUCGAUAGGUUUUGUUGUGGUGCCAUGUAUAUAGUGGCUCAGCUAUAUUCAGAUCGUCACCUGUUUGUCCAGAAGCAUAUGUAGGUUACAGUUAGUCGAUGCAGUAAACCAGAAUACCUCAAAUGUUACUAUGAACAUCUAGCUUAAAGUUACAUGUUACAAAACCUGCAA
Molecule: messenger RNA, 3033 nt
Organism: Lolium rigidum
Lineage: Eukaryota; Viridiplantae; Streptophyta; Magnoliopsida; Poales; Poaceae
Exons: 3
Coding region: 1-2511 (836 amino acids)
Source: RefSeq, a predicted model, not a curated record